UAAGUAGUAUUGGACAUAAUAUAUAGAAAAUUACUUAAGUGGAGUAUGAUUGGUGAAUCAAAGAGAAGGAACGAUACACACAUUUAAAAGGGAAAGUGAAAAAUAAUCACAACUGUUGCCAACGAUUAAUGUUCCCGAUCUGAAUGCCUCUUCACCGCCAUCGCCGACCUCUGUUGUAACGGAAUUACUAUUGAGUUGUGGAUCUGAGUUUACGAGUUUGAAUUUGAGGAGGUCAGUGGAAUUGUAUCAUUAAAGAAGUAGGAAGGAUGGUGUUUUGGGAGGGAUAUGUGAGUGAUGAAGCAAUGGGAACGUUUGCGCCGAUAGUGGUGUAUUGGUUGUACGCCGGGUUUUAUCAAAUGUUGUUGCCGGUGUUUGAUAAUUACAGGUUGCAUACGAAGCAAGAGGAGGACGACAAGAACUCUGUUUCUCUCGCUGUUGUGGUCAAGGGCGUUUUGCUUCAACAGCUCGUUCAAGCUACUGUUGCCCAGGGCCUCUUCUUGUUGACCUCAAACGCAGAUGCAUCUGGGAUCACAUCUCAGCCAUCCAUUCCUGUCCAACUUGUGCAGAUUGUCAUUGCAAUGUUUGUCAUGGAUACAUGGCAGUACUUUGUGCACCGGUAUAUGCAUCAGAACAAAUAUUUGUACCGCCAUGUCCACUCUCAGCAUCAUAGGCUGGUUGUCCCUUAUGCAAUUGGUGCCCUUUACAAUCACCCACUUGAGGGUCUCCUGCUUGACACCUUUGGUGGAGCCAUCUCUUUCCUUCUAUCAGGAAUGACAGCACGCACAGCUGUGAUCUUUUUCUGCUUUGCCGUAAUCAAAACUAUUGAUGAUCAUUGUGGACUGUGGUUGCCUGGCAACAUCUUCCAUCUAUUCUUUCAGAACAACACUGCAUAUCAUGACGUCCAUCAUCAGCUCCAUGGCACUAAGUACAACUAUUCUCAGCCAUUCUUCUCCAUAUGGGAUAAACUUCUUGGAACACACAUGCCUUACAAUCUUGUCAAGCGCCCUGAAGGUGGUUUUGAGGCGAGGUUAAAGAAAGACUAGUUGCAAUGUGACAAUUUGACUCUUACCAUUUCAGGCUUACUUCAUAUGGGAUUUUUUUUUUCCAACCAAGGUCGUGCCAUUCUUUAGAAGUUGAUUUAGAAUUGUUUGUUUGAGGCUUCAAAGCCUAGCGUUCUAGCUGGAGAUCAUGGAUUUAUCCAGUUGCUUGAUUUUGUUCUCCAAUCUCCAUGCAGUUGUGAUAACUUUGCCGACCAACCAUAUUAAUUGUAAUUGUGCUGUUUUGAUC
Messenger RNA from Mangifera indica (mango), 1287 nucleotides. Its product is annotated as very-long-chain aldehyde decarbonylase GL1-9-like. The record is from RefSeq and is a predicted model, not a curated record. The coding region runs from base 267 to 1043 and encodes 258 amino acids. Gene Ontology annotation, biological process: lipid biosynthetic process. The transcript is spliced from 3 exons. Gene Ontology annotation, molecular function: iron ion binding; oxidoreductase activity. NCBI's taxonomy places the organism in Eukaryota, Viridiplantae, Streptophyta, Magnoliopsida, Sapindales, Anacardiaceae.